Molecule: messenger RNA, 1742 nt
Organism: Pyrus x bretschneideri (Chinese white pear)
Lineage: Eukaryota; Viridiplantae; Streptophyta; Magnoliopsida; Rosales; Rosaceae
Exons: 2
Coding region: 235-1371 (378 amino acids)
Source: RefSeq, a predicted model, not a curated record
AUAUAAGGGGAACAAACAACAUUCUCCAUUUUUCUUCCACCACCCUGAUUUUUCUUCCACCUCUCUCUCCCCCUCUCUGAAAACCCUAAUUACAGCUCUGCCGUUUUAUCUCUCUCCUUUGUCUCAAGGAGACGAGACAAAUUUUUAGCAAUAAGGUCAGAUGGUGUGGUCAUUUCCCCUCUGUGGAGAGUAAUUAUCAUUGCAGUGUAAAAGGGGUAUACUGGAAGCGUACCGAUGGAGGCAAACAUCUGUGAUGUGAAUCAUUUGGACGCUGAUGUCCUUCUGCCUCCACGAAAGCGUCUGCUUGCUGGAUUGAAGAAACAGAGUCCGGAGGGUGAUAGUGCUGCAUGGCUGUCUCUAGUUGCUACUUCAGCUGCAGCUGCAGAUUCAGCAUCAGCUUCGGCUUCUGCAUCUUCUUCUUCUUCUUCUUCGCAAUCUUCAAGUGAAUUUAACACUCGCCUCAACAGUAUAUUGAGUUCUCAUAACUCUAAUCUUUCGCCCGAGGAGCUGGUAGAGGUCUCGAAUUCGGCUGCUGCUGCUGCAGCGAAGGCUGCAGAGGUUGCGAGAGCUGCAGCUGAGGAAAAAGCUGCAAUAGCUGCAAAGGCAGUGGCUGCAGCGAAGACUGCUUUAGAUUUGGUUGCCUCUUUUUCUGAAGAGGCAGCAGGCAAGGAAAAACACCUGAAAAAGAACAAGCUGAAGAAGCAUGUUCCAGUUCAGCUCUUGUACAAAAAAUACCAACCAAUUGAAAAUUGUAAGAAGGACGAAGAGUUGGCCCGGAAAUUGCACAGAGCUAUAAAUAGCUCUCCGAGAAUUACGAAGAAUUCAUCAAGUGCUGACGGCAAGGCUCAUAAACACAAGAAGCCUAAAAUUUCACAUGGUUCCGAGAAAGUUAGGGUUCCCAAUGGGGUAAUUUUAUUGGAACAGAACCCAGCAUAUACUUGCAAUGGACAUUCUGUAGCAGAUAAGGUCAACGUUGAAGGCACCAUCCAAGACAUGUACGAAAAUGGUGGACCUGAUAGAGUUGGUCGAAUGGAGAUGGAUAAUGGAGAAGCAGAAUCAAGUCGUACGAAGGAGAAAAUUUGGGAUGCUGCGAGUACCACCGGUAAAAAGAGGGGAAGAGUGAAGCUAAAAAAGUUGCCGUUGAGCAAUUGCACCUUCAGGGAUCAAGCAAAUCUGAAAGAAGAUACGGAUGCAAGAGGCUCCCCAUUGAUUGACAUGAACAUGGGUAACCCUACUGCCGCAAAGAAGCCUUUGUUCCCUGUGGAGUCUUCUGCCGAUAGUAUGCUGCCAAUUGAAGCCACACCGGUGUGGAAAUGCAAGGAUUUCAAGGCUCCGGCGUGCAUGAAUCAAAACAAAGUCAUGCAAUCUUGAUGUCGAAACGAUAUUGUUGUGACAGGUGAGGUAUGAGGUAGGAUUGGAUAGCUGAGGUAGGAUUCACGAUUUCACGUCUUAUAGAAAACGGCCUUAUUUCAUUACCCUUUUUUCUUCUGCUCCUUCUGGGUUUGUAAUGAACUUGAAACUGACUACUUGUAAAUUUAGAUGUUACAUUACUUGCAUCCGUCGUGGUUUACCCGCUCGUCCGAAUCGCCUGUUGCUCGUGAAGCUGAGAUAACAGGGAUGCAAUUAGAAUGUCCAGUGUUUUGUUGAUAUGUUGCACAAUAAUUACUGCUGGUGUGCUCAUAGAUGUAAACAACUCUCAUUGUCUUUGGUAAUUAUAUUCAUUUGAAAUUUUUACCGUCUGA